UACAUGAAGGAAAUCUUCCUGCAGUAUAUAAGCAACUAAAUCAACGACUGUCUGAAGAGGAUUAAUUAAAAUGCUGAUCUUAUUCCAACUGCUGCUGCUGCUCGGAGAGACGCGAAGCGCAUUCAGUCAGAUCAUUGAGACAAAGACUGCUGAUGUCGGAGAUGAAGUGAAGUUGACGUGCAGCCGCCGCGAGGGUUCUGAUUUCACAGCCAAAAACCUUUUUUGGAUCCGGCUUGUUUCUGGAAACUUGCCUGAAUUCUUGGGAGGAACAUUUUCCUUCGAUGAUGAUCGUGUUAAUGAGACUCCUCACUUUACAGUCAAGCAAGAGCCUGGAAGCUUUGUUCUGUACAUUAAUAAAGCAGAGCCGAGUGAUGCUGGAGUUUACUACUGCAUGGAACAACUUAACCUUGACAUGAAAUUAUUGAAUGGAACAUUUCUGAAAAUUAAAGGACCAGAACCUGAUAUAACUGCCGUCAUUCAAGUCCCUCCAUCUGACCCGGUCGGUUCAGGAGACUCUGAGACUCUGCAGUGUUCCGUCCUGUCCGACUCUGACAACCACACAUGUCCAACAUAUGACAAGCUGUACUGGUUCAGAGCUGAUGAAUCUCAUCCCAGUUUAGUUUAUAUUCAUGGCAGUAGUGGUGAUGAAUGCGACGGGAGCCUUGAAGCUCACUCACCCCACAGAUGUGUCUUCAAUUUCUGUAAGAGUUUUAGUUCCUCUGAUUCUGGGACUUAUUACUGCGCUGUGGUCACAUGUGGAGAGAUUUUAUUUGGACGAGGAAUAAAACUGGAAAAUGAAGUGGACAACAUGUGGCAUCUACAGAAGGCCAAUACAGUUCUGUGUCUGUUAAGUGCUGCAUUGGCGAUAAGUCUGAUUGUUGUUGUCGUCCUGUUCAAAAAGAAAACGUGUGAUUGUUGCAAAGCUGGAGUUUCUUUACAAACAGAGGCUGCAGCAGUCGGUGGUAAUCCGCCAAGUCAGCAGAGACACGAGGACUCAUUGGUUUAUUCUGCACCGACCUUCAACAGGAGGAAGGCUGGUAAAACAACCGGGAGAAGAAAUGAAAAACCUGCAGAUAAAGAAACGGUCUACUCUGAUGUCAGAGCUUAUGCGAUAGAUUAACAAUCCAAACAGUCAACUUUUGGUUUAAAUAGCUAUUAUUAUUCUGCUUGUUACUCCCUCACUGCAAUAAACUCAACUAAAUCUCCACUGUUUGCUGCUCUAACUCCUAAAUGGUGGAACGAGCUCCCUAUCAACAUCAGGACAACAGAAAGUCAACACAUCUUCCACUGCAAACUAAAAAUACAUCUCUGUCUACUUUACCUUAAAUUAAAAAAAGGAAAAAAAACUGAAACUACCCUCCGGCACUUUGUAGUUUGGCUUCUUGAAGAAACUGUUACUUUCUUGAUUCUUGUUGUUCUGGGUUCGUACCCUCAUGGUUGAUGCACUUAUUGUAAAUCGCUCUGGAUCAAUGCGUCAGCUGAAUGAAAUGUAAUCUAACUGUGUAUUUUUGAAUGCUCAGCUUUUUUUAUUUUUUAAGGUCAAUCGUGCUUCUAGUGAACUGGCUUUUUGAAAGAUUCAAACUUACACUCUGUCUCAUAUGCAAAUUAAAUCUAUGAAUACAA
This is a messenger RNA of Pleuronectes platessa (European plaice), 1623 nucleotides long. RefSeq lists its product as uncharacterized. Gene Ontology annotation, biological process: response to bacterium. Lineage: Eukaryota; Metazoa; Chordata; Actinopteri; Pleuronectiformes; Pleuronectidae. The record is from RefSeq and is a predicted model, not a curated record. The coding region runs from base 71 to 1120 and encodes 349 amino acids. The transcript is spliced from 6 exons.